Dicrocoelium dendriticum is the source of this 412-nucleotide messenger RNA. The record is from the annotation of a GenBank genome assembly. Lineage: Eukaryota; Metazoa; Platyhelminthes; Trematoda; Plagiorchiida; Dicrocoeliidae.
GAAAUGGCUGUGCGAAAAGGUGUUUCCAAGAAAUAUGUGGACAUUUUACUUACUCUUUACUCGAACACCCCAAGCCGCGUUAGGGUCUACAGUGACUCAUCAGAUACCCUAUCGACAACAAGUGGCGCUCGUCAGACUUCCACGCAAAAUACUCCGGAUUUUGUCCACAUCUCAUCGAUCAGGCGCAAAUCGGGUUGAUAUUCGACCGCACGAAGCUGAUCUAUUCCUUGUUCCUGCAGGCUCCCAGCUCCGUCGGAAAACAGCUUUUGGAGGGUAUUUUACAGAAAGGCCUGUUUUGUUCUCCGUUGCUACUUUUAUGGUUCUGGGGAGUCCAAAUCUGUGCAAACGCUUCUCUCCGGGUUUUAUCUGUCUGCUGCUUACGUUGUCUGCAUUGAAGCCUAUCGUACCCCGG